Molecule: messenger RNA, 1689 nt
Organism: Talpa occidentalis (Iberian mole)
Lineage: Eukaryota; Metazoa; Chordata; Mammalia; Eulipotyphla; Talpidae
Product: WD repeat-containing protein on Y chromosome-like
Exons: 18
Coding region: 1-1689 (562 amino acids)
Molecular function (GO): protein binding
Source: RefSeq, a predicted model, not a curated record
AUGCUGUAUAAUUUAUCUACUAUGUUGAUGAGAAAGAACUUGCUGCUGACAGGUGGCAUGGAUCGCAUAAUUAGAGUCUGGAAUCCUUAUCUACCUGGAAAACCAACAGGUAUGCUGAAAAGCCACACAGCUCCUGUGAUCUACAUCCAUGUAUCUGCUGAGGAAAACAAAAUAUUUUCCAUGUCCAUGGACAACGCUGUUAAGAUCUGGGAUCUGGAGACCUACAGCUGUGUGUUUACUGCGUCUUCCAAAGCCAGCGGUAUUAAGGGAGAGUUCGCAGCCUGCCUUUACCUCCCCAACUCCAGAGCCCUGUGUGUAGCCACGGAUGCCGUUGCACUCCUGCACCUGAGACUGAGAUGUCCCCCAGAGUCUCACCUGGUUGUUUCCCACAAAGAGCCCGUGGUGUGUUGCCGGUACAACUCUGCCUUCCAGCAGGUGGUUAGCUGCUCAGAAGCAUCUGUGGUGAAAGUAUGGGAUUUUGAAACAGGAAGACUGCUGUCUGAGUUCAUGGGGGCCCAUGGCAAUGCUGGAAUCACCUGUCUGACCUUCGACUCCAGUGGAAGAAGGCUAGUUACUGGGGGCAGAGAUGGCUGUCUGAAGAUCUGGAGCUACAACAACGGGCACUGUCUCCAUACCCUGAAGCAUGAUGAAAAGCAAAGUGAAGUCUGUGAUUGUAUCUACUUGGAGGUGAACCAAAAUAAGUGCAUCAUAGCUGUUGGAUGGGAUCGAAGAAUAAACGUCUAUUUUGAUGCACCACGUGACUUUCAUCACUUCUGGAAGCCACAGCCACACUGGAAGGAUGACCUGAACCAUGGGCACCAGGAGGACAUCCUUUGUGUGGCUCAAUGUCCACCUUUUCUUCUUGCCACUUCCAGUUACGAUGGGGAAAUUAUCAUCUGGAAUGUCAUCUCAGGCCACAUGUACUGCAAGCUGAAUACCCCCAGUCCCUCUGAUGGUACAGGGGAGAGAGAAGACCCAGACCGAAGUGUUUCCUGCCUCACCUUCCUGAAGACUCGGGCAGUCAAGUUCGAAACAGCUGCUGCUUCCCUGAUGGCUAAUGGGGCCCAAGGUUCUGUCACCUUCUGGAGGCUGUUCGGCAGUGCCUGUCCCAUUGCAAACUUCACUCCUUCCAAUAACAAGGCCCGAGUCAGCAGCAUGGCAGUGACAGCAGGAGACGCACUCGCUUACGUGGCUGACCAAGAAGGAUUUGUGCGCGUCUAUGACAUCAAGGAGUAUGGCCUUCAGGGACCUGAGCUGCAUGCCCCCAAAAAUGUGAUGUUCUGGCGGGCUCAUGUCAACAUGGUGACAUCCUUGGAGCUGAUAGAAGAAAGGGUUCUGUUGUCAGCUUCCCUCGACCACACCGUGCGCCUGUGGAGCCGGGACGGGGAGUAUAUAGGGACCUUUGGGCAGAGUAGCCCCUGGGACAUUUUCACUCCUGACUCCUGGAGUCACCCUAGAGUGCCAUGUGAAAUUCUGACAGAUCCCCAGAGCAUGCCUGCUCACCCAGUGCUCGCAGGAGGUGUUCCGGCCAAGCACACAAGAAAGGAGGAGGGAGAUGACAUGACGGAAGAAAAGGCCAGUGCUAAGCCUGAAACGACCUUUAACUCCCCAGGAGACUCCACCCUUGAAGUUGAAGUGAAAGCAGACAUGCAUCAACGGUAUGCACUUUGCGGGGGCAGAUCAGCCUAA